AUGAGAAAUGCAAUUAGAUGUUGCAUAGCUUGUAUUUUUCCAUGUGGUUCACUUGAUGUAAUUAGAAUAGUUCAUUCUAAUGGUAAAGUUGAAGAAAUUAGUGAUUCUCAUGUAAAAGCCUCAGAAAUUAUGAAACUUUAUCCCAAACACAUCUUAAAAAAACCAACAUCUUCAUAUUCAUCAUCAUCAAAUGAUCAAGAUAUUUGUAGUCCUAAAAUUGUUGUUGUCCCUCCUGAUGCUGAGCUACAACGCGGCAAGAUUUAUUUCCUCAUGCCAAUGCCAUCAUCAUCUUCUUCUUCUGUUCCUCGUGAUCAGAAGUCAAAGACUCGUUCUAAAUCAUCCACGAAGAACAAGAAGAUCACACAUGUCACAUCAGAGGGACAUGAAAAUGGAGACAGUGUUAACUUACUGACGUCUGAUCAGUAUUUGAGUGAUAUUUUAUCAGAAAAAAUGUCAACACAAAGAUAUAGAAGAAGAGGAAGAGUUGGUGUAUGGAGACCUCAUCUAGAAAGCAUCUCUGAAACAAUCAUUGAAUCAUGA
Capsicum annuum is the source of this 540-nucleotide messenger RNA. RefSeq lists its product as uncharacterized. The transcript has a single exon. The coding region runs from base 1 to 540 and encodes 179 amino acids. The record is from RefSeq and is a predicted model, not a curated record. NCBI's taxonomy places the organism in Eukaryota, Viridiplantae, Streptophyta, Magnoliopsida, Solanales, Solanaceae.